Colletotrichum karsti is the source of this 1728-nucleotide messenger RNA. RefSeq names its product amino acid permease. NCBI's taxonomy places the organism in Eukaryota, Fungi, Ascomycota, Sordariomycetes, Glomerellales, Glomerellaceae. Gene Ontology annotation, molecular function: amino acid transmembrane transporter activity. Gene Ontology annotation, cellular component: membrane. The record is from RefSeq and is a predicted model, not a curated record. Bases 1 to 1728 code for a protein of 575 amino acids. Gene Ontology annotation, biological process: amino acid transmembrane transport. The transcript has 5 exons.
AUGUCGUCCACGGGCAUUGACCGCGCGGGGAACCGCAACAAUCUGCCCGGCUACGGCCAUGCCGACGGCCGUCUCCCAGACGAGAAAACGGUCGGAGAACCCUACGGCGAGCCGUUCGACGGCGGCUUCCGCUCGUCUCUCGACUCGGGCGACAAGAGGGAUCACACCCACCGCAAGCUCAAGUCGCGCCACAUCCAAUUGAUUGGCAUCGGCGGCACCAUCGGCACCGCCCUCUACGUCCAAAUCGGACGCGGCCUGCUCAACGGCGGCCCCGCGAGCCUGUUCCUCGCCUUCAGCAUCUGGUGCACCUUCAUCCUGGCCGUGACCCUGAGCAUGGCCGAGAUGGUCACCUACCUCCCGAUCUCGAGCCCCUUUAUCCGCUUCGCCGGCCGCUACGUCGACGAGGCCUUCGGCUUCGCCGCCGGCUGGAACUUCUUCGUCUUCGAGGCCGCCCUCGUCCCGUUCGAGGUCGUCGCCUGCAACCUCAUUAUCCACUUCUGGAGCGACGCUGUCCCCGCGGGCGGCAUCAUCGCCAUCAUCCUCGUUCUGUACGGCCUCAUCAACGUCAUGGCCGUCCAGUGGUACGGUGAGACCGAGUUCUGGGCCGCCCUCGGCAAGUUCCUCCUCAUCGUCGGCCUCAUCAUCUUCACCUUCAUCGUCAUGCUCGGCGGGAACCCCCUCGGCGACCGCUUCGGCUUCCGGUACUGGAACAACCCCGGCGCGUUCGCCGAGCUGUACUACUCCGGCAGCCUCGGCCGCUUCCUCGGGUUCCUGCAGUGCCUCAUCCAGGCCUCCUUCACCAUCGCCGGGCCCGACUACGUCGCCAUGGCCGCCGGCGAGGCCGAGAACCCGCGCAAGGUCAUGCCCCGCGCCUUCAACGCCGUCUUCUACCGCCUCACGGCCUUCUUCGUCCUCGGCUCCCUCUGCGUCGGCAUCCUGGUCCCCUACAGCGACGACGAGAUGUCCCGCGCCUUCAAGGACGGCCAGCCCGGCGCCGCCGCCUCGCCCUACGUCGUCGCCAUGAACCGCCUCAAGAUCGGCGUCCUCCCGCACAUCGUCAACGCCAUGGUCCUGACCGCCGCCUUCUCCGCCGGCAACUCGUACGUCUACUGCGCCUCGCGCUCGCUCUACGGCCUCGCCCUCGAGGGCAAGGCGCCCGCCUUCUUCAAGAAGUGCACCAAGAAGGGCGUCCCCGUCUACUGCGUCAUCGCCGUCCUCCUCGUCGGCCUCCUCAGCUUCCUGCAGCUGAGCAACAACACGGCCGUCGUGCUCGACUGGUUCGUCAGCCUGGUCACGGCGUCCCAGCUCAUCAACUUCUCGUGCAUGUGCACGGCGUACCUGGGCUUCUACCGCGCGCUCAAGGCCCAGGGCAUCAGCCGCGACUCGCUGCCGUACAAGGCCUGGUUCCAGCCGUACGCGGCGUGGUACGGGCUCGUCGGGACUUUCAUCAUGACCUUUGUGGGGGGUUACACCGUUUUCCUGCCCUUGGACGGGUACUGGAACAUCCCGGACUUUCUGUUCUCUUACACCAUGGUCGGGGUGUUUCCGCUCCUGUACCUCGGCUACAAGUUUGACCUCAAGAGGUUCAGGAAGCGGACUAGGAUCUUCAAGCCUGAGGACGUCGACUUGUACCGCAACAAAGAAGAGAUUGAUGAGUACGAGCGGAACUACGUGCCCCAACCAGCCAAGAACAUGUUCGAAAAGAUACUGGACAAGCUCUUUGGUUGA